Messenger RNA from Psilocybe cubensis, 370 nucleotides. RefSeq lists its product as uncharacterized. Lineage: Eukaryota; Fungi; Basidiomycota; Agaricomycetes; Agaricales; Agrocybaceae. The transcript has 3 exons. The record is from RefSeq and is a predicted model, not a curated record. The annotation marks the transcript as partial.
AGUGGAAUCGAGCGUUAUCUACUCAAUAUACUUCAUCCUUGACGUGGUGAUACAAGAUCUCAUAUUGGAUGCAGGACUGGCUCAAAUAGUGGGAAUUGUUCCAACGCUUAUUAUAGUUCAAAUUGGGCUGGGUCAAGAUACACAUGACGUGGACACUUCCGCUAGUAUGGUGCAGACCGACGGAAGAGGGUUUACCACAACAACGAAUGAUUAUAGCUACGACGUGCCGCCAUCGGACCCUCCGCCCGCGUUGUCUCCAGUUAUCCCCCCUCUACUAUUCUCUCCCACACAACAGACCACGCUCAGAUCAAGUCGAAUAUUUGAGGUACGGCCGCGGAUGGACGAGGAUACGGAGUGCGGAUAUUCGUAA